This is a messenger RNA of Octopus bimaculoides (California two-spot octopus), 2263 nucleotides long. RefSeq names its product regulation of nuclear pre-mRNA domain-containing protein 1B. Lineage: Eukaryota; Metazoa; Mollusca; Cephalopoda; Octopoda; Octopodidae. Gene Ontology annotation, biological process: mRNA 3'-end processing. The record is from RefSeq and is a predicted model, not a curated record. Gene Ontology annotation, molecular function: RNA polymerase II complex binding.
CUAUAGCUAUAUUUUUGAGUAAAGACAGGCAAUGAUGCUUGUCUAUCUUUUUAGAGAUUUGAUUUGUGAGAGAUGUAUGUGUAUAGACAUGUUUUCGAAGAUUACAGAAAUUGCAGAUAAUGUAGUUCGCGUAGAAGCAAGUGUGUGUGAUGGCCUCCGAGAGGAGAGGGACUAAUAUGAUUUAAUUUGCUGACAUUUCUUCUGAGCGAAACCGACUAAAAUAGAAAGUAACAGAUUGCGAUAUCAUUGCAGCUUUUUUCUUCCUUCUUUCUUCUUGUGUCUCAUUAAAUAAUUAUUACAGCACUGAGGACUACUAAUCACCAACAAGUCGAGCAAAUAUAUAUUUAUCUUCCACACAAAACAACAGCAACAGCAAAACCUUAACUUUAUUUGUUUAAUUCCUAACUCUACCACAUUGCAUGUUUCGAGAUUAAGUCACGUCUUCCUUCUUCGGUGGAAAUUUAUGCAAAUAUUUGAUCUCAUCUUUGCUUUUUCCAGGAGUCAAAGCGAAACCCGAACCUUUGAAAAUACUCACAAUAGUUUAUUAGUAUUGUUGUUGUUGUUUUUGAUAAAGGUAGAUUCAAUGUGUUCCUAUUUGUGCGUAGGUUAAUACACAUACUGACAUCUGUCCCACGUACAUUUAGUUCCAAUCUCGCACACAUCUCUCUCUCUCUCUCUCUAUUUCUGUUUGUCUCUAGUCUCUCACACUCUUCAACGUGUAUGUUUAUAUAUAAGCAUGUACGUAUAGUUAGUAGCUGUACUUAUAUCAAUAAAAACCACCGCAGUAAACAUUACAGUGAUUGCUGAAAUAGCCACCUGAAAAAGAAGACGAACUCUUUGGAAAAACGAAACAACAUCCAAACAAAUAACAGAACCCGAAACAAGACUUGCUCCCUUCUAUUCGAAACUUGGAUCGUCUUCAUUGUCAGUUUUAAAGAAAGGAAACCGAUAGAGAGAGAGAAAGAGAGGGAGCAUGUCGUCUUUUUCGGACAGCAACUUCGUGAAGAAGUUGUCUGAAUUAAACAAUACACAACAAAGUAUUCAGACUUUAUCUCUGUGGCUCAUCCAUCACCGCAAACACUCAAAGUCCAUUGUCCAGGUUUGGUUCCGAGAACUUCAGAAAGUGAAACCAAACAAGAAGCUUCACUUCAUUUAUCUUGCUAAUGACGUCAUCCAGAACAGCAAGAAGAAAGGCCCAGAAUUUUCCAAAGACUUUGGUACCAUUCUGCCUAAUGCUUACAAACACACAGCAAAAGAUGCUGAUGACAAAAUUAAACAGACAUUGGAAAGAAUCCUGAAUAUUUGGGGAGAGAGAGGAGUCUAUGACAAAGACUUUAUCAAAGUGAUGAGGCACAGCCUCAACUCUCCUUGGUCAGAGACAACAGAUCUGUCAUCCACUUCAUCAUUAUCUAACCACAACAUCAACAGUAACAACAACAACAGCACCAACUCCACUACUACCACCACCAGCAGCACCACCACCACCACCACCACCAAUAAAUCACCAACAGUGAAGAAGAAGAAACACCAAGAACACCAACUGACCCUUAAGCAAGAAAUUGAUGCCAUGGAUGAAAUUGGAGAACCCCCAACGACUGAAGAUCUCGUGAAAAACCUGUAUAAUCUAGAAAAUUCUCCAUCGAGUGAUGCUGCUGUCAGAGAAAGAAUUGCAGCUCUUCCACAAGAAGUUGCUGACCAUACAUGUUUAGAAAAGUUAAAAGAUAAAGAAGAUGCACAGAAGUUGUCUGAAACAGUAGAUGAAGCUUAUAGUUUGUUGACUGAGUACAACCAAAGACUGAGCCAAGAACUCAUAGACAGGAAAGAAAAUGCUCGUAUGGUGCGGACCUACCUGAAUCUUCAACGAGAUCUUCUACAAAUUGCAGAGUCUAGACUCAUUGAAUACAAACGAAAGUUGACCAAUGUGACGACAGUCCGUGAAGAGUUACAGUCACACAUCCAAAACUUACCAGACUUAACAUUAUUACAAGAUGUUACCCCAUUACCAUCCGCAGGAGACCUCUUUUCCAUUUGACCAACCACAACAUUAAUGAAGUCUUUUUUUUUAAUGUUUUUGUUAUCCCUCCACCCCAUUUUAGAAUAAAUUAGUUAUAAUGCUAACAGGAAACAAUGAAAAAAAAAAUCCAACUGACAUCAAAUUUGUUUUCUUUCAAGGUUUGUAUAUUGACCAUGGCAAACACAGUUGUAUUGGGCAACUGUUGAAGAUGUACAUUUUUUUCUUUCAAUAUAUUAUUCUUAUAUACUA